AGAAAUCGUGCUGGCAAUAAAGGCCCAGACAACUGUGCUUCCCAACUCAUGCACAGGCCUCUCAGGAGAAACCUGGGAAGAUCCUGGGCUGGCAGCCCCUUCUCCAAGGUCAGCACGUGGGGCCUGACUCCUCCUCGGUGCCCAGCCUUGCUGGCAGCUAGGAGAGUGGUGAGACAGCUUGGCUUCAAGCAGAAGCUACUUCUGUAAUCAGACCAGCCAAGGGUGGUGAGACCUGAACUCAGAAUCAGAAGACAUGAGCAAUCCUCAGACUUUGGAGGAGGAGGUAUAUGACAUGUCAGGUGCCCGCCUAGCCCUGACACUGUGUGUCACCAAAGCCCGGGAAGGUUCAGAGGCAGACCUGGAUGCCCUGGAAAGCAUGUUCCAGCAACUGGGAUUUGAGAGCACCGUGAAGAGAGACCCUACCGCCCAGCAAUUCCUGGAAGAGUUGGAAAAAUUCCAACAAGCCAUUGAUGCCCGAGAAGACUUUGUCAGCUGUGCUUUUGUGGUGCUCAUGGGUCAUGGGUUAGAAGGUCGCCUCAAAGGGGAGGACGAGAAGAUGGUCAAGCUGGAGGACCUCUUCCAGGUUCUGAACAACAAGAAUUGCUGGGCCCUGAGAGCCAAGCCUAAGGUCUACAUCGUACAGGCUUGUCGAGGAGAACAAAGGGACCCUGGUGAACCAGUUGGUGGAGAUAAUCUUGUGAUGAUCUCAAAAAUCACUACUGAAACCAUCCCAACGUACACAGACACCCUCCAUGUCUACUCCACUGUGGAGGGGCACAUUGCCUAUAGACACAAGGAAGAGGGCUCCUACUUCAUCCAGACCCUGGUUGAUGUGUUCAUGAAUAGGAGAGAAUCCAUCCUGGAGCUUCUGACAGAGUUAAGUCCAUUACACAACUCCCUCAAAGGCCCAGUCCCAAGCGGACCACACCUUUGCUGCAGGUGACCCGACGGAUGGCAGAAGCGGAGCUGGUUCAAGAAGGGAAACCGAGGAAAGUGAACCCUGAAAUCCAAAGCACUCUUCGGAAACGGCUCUAUCUGCAACAGAACUAGAAAGGGCAGGGAGAUUCUCUCUUUCAGGUGCUCUCUCUGCCUCACAGAUAUUUAGAGGCAGCUCUCACCACUUCUCCAAAAUCUUGUCUUCCCAAAGCUAAAUGGCAUGCAGCUCUUCUUUCAUCACACUCUUCAUGAAGGUCCUCCUUCAAUCUAUUCCUGUCCUUCUUAGGCCAAGCCAGCUAAAACUGAGCACAAGCCAUGGGGAUAACAUUAACAUCACCUCCCUCAGGCUGGAUUCACUACCUCUGUUAAUGCAACCCAAGAGGGCAUUCGCUUAUCCCACUCUCUGCUCCUAUGCUCAGCUGAAACCCUCUUCCUUCUGCCAUGAAUCAUACCCAUACAAAUGUAGCUGGAUAAAGCUCAAUAUUUUCCACUGAUAAAUCAAUGCCCACUCAACACCUCCCACCCUAAUCAAAACUUCACUGGCUUUGGGAUUUCACCUGGGGUUAUAACCUCCUCCUCCUCCUGAGAACCACAUCCAUUCUCAUCUCCCAGAGAUUCCUUCCCAACCUCCAGAAAUUCAGUAAGGCAAGAAUUGUUCUGUCUCCAAGACCCCUCUUCCUUGGCUAGCAAGCUGGUGCCUUGACAUCAUCUUCCUCAUGGGCUCUCUCUGGCUAAUGGAGCUGCUUCUUCCUUUUCUGGGUCUCUCCCUCCUAACUAAUUCCACCCCCAUCCUUUCAAGGCCCUGGACUCUGUCAUCUAUUCAAGACAAUCCAUCCACUCACCCAUUCUUACAAUUUCAACUUUCAACCACGCUGAAUCAGAAUAUGUUAGAGCUAUGGCAAAUCCCCUAGUGUUACCCUGUUUUUUUUUUUUUUUUCAGACAAUAUAAUAGAGGUCUAGAGAGAUUAAGUAGCUUUUCAAAUACCACACAAUAAGUCAGUGGCAGGGUCAAGGUCUGGCUUCCAUCCCAGUCCCAUUUCCACUGCCUGCUUAGUCUUAAUCCAUCAGAAAACUUUUCUGAUUAGAGGAGCUGCCUAAUAAAAGUUCUUGGAAGUAAGAACUUCUAAAAAUUCUCAAUAACCAGCAGUCAAAGCAAGUUUACCUCCAUGGAAUUCUGGCUCUGGGCUGGAAGCUGGAUCAGAGGCUUCCACAUCUAUAACACCUGUCUACCUAUCUCCACUCCUGACCUUUCUCACCAAAAUAACCUGUGGUCAUAUCAGCCAUCAUUAAAAACUCAUGGCUAUAGAUGAGCAAUUUUUUCUUAGUCCAUCCUCCAAGUGUUCCCUGGAACCCUCAGCCUCAAACCUCUGCAGUUAUCUAUAACACCCCUCUUCCUGCAUUCUUCAUAUGUCACCAGGCACCAUGCCCAUCCCAGCCUGACUUUCAAACAGUUUUCUUCCCUUGCAUGUCACUCUCUAGUUCCAUCCUCUUACGUCUGCAUCUUUGCACCAGUUUCCUUCCUUGCCUCUGUGGCUGCCCAUCUUACCCCUCCACUGCCCUCCAUGCCGCCUAUAAUUCUUGAUCUCCCCAGAACACUCAAGAAGACACAAUGGUGCCCCAUUAUUAUACAGGUCAAGGCCAAAAUCCACAUCCCGAUUUCUCACACCCUUACAAUCCCACUCCCUACCAGCAAUCAGCUAAACUCAUCUCCCACCUCCCCAACCAUGAAUUCACUCUUCCAACAAGAUUAAUGUUGCCUUACUCAUCCCUGCCUCUACACUUUUGCUAUCAAUAUUUCUCAAACUUGGGUGCCCUCUCUCUCUUGUUCACCCCCUUUCCACUAUCUCCCACCCCCACCUAUUCCAGAAAGCCAUUCCUAAUAUUCUUUCUAGUUGAUUCUGCUCUCUCGUCCAGGGUGAGACACUGAAAUUACAAUUUCUCCAAAGCAGGGAACAAGUCUUUGAUCAACAUAGUGGAUGUUCAAUAAACAGAUGUCAAAUUCUAAAAGAAUGUCUUAGAAUCAUUGCUCUACUUAAACAGUGAGGCUGAUGUGAAAGGCAUUAUGGAUUUGGUUUCUUUCUUGUGAU
Molecule: messenger RNA, 3023 nt
Organism: Hippopotamus amphibius kiboko
Lineage: Eukaryota; Metazoa; Chordata; Mammalia; Artiodactyla; Hippopotamidae
Gene: CASP14
Product: caspase 14
Exons: 7
Coding region: 254-943 (229 amino acids)
Biological process (GO): proteolysis
Cellular component (GO): cytoplasm
Source: RefSeq, a predicted model, not a curated record